AUGGCAUCGAUGGCCGCUUCGAGCUCCAUCAAGGCUGCACGUCCGAUGCUCAAGACGCAGCAGGUGCAGAAGCUCAGCCGUGCAUACUCUGCCGCCACCCGCCAGAACACCGCUUUCACCACAAUGAAGCGCACCUCUACCCUCCUCAACGCCGCCCGCACCAAGGGCUCCCCACUCGCCUUCCAGGCCAGCCGCGCCUACUCCUCUGAAAUGGCCAACGCUCUCGUCCAGGUCUCGCAGAACCUGGGUAUGGGCCAAGCAGCCAUCGGUCUUGGCGGCGCUGGUAUCGGUAUCGGACUGGUGUUCGCCGCGCUGCUCUCCGGCGUUGCGAGGAACCCGUCGAUGCGUGGCCAGCUGUUCUCCUACGCCAUUCUGGGCUUCGCUUUCGUGGAGGCCAUUGGUUUGUUCGAUCUGAUGGUUGCCAUGAUGUGCAAGUACGUCUAG
Molecule: messenger RNA, 444 nt
Organism: Saxophila tyrrhenica
Lineage: Eukaryota; Fungi; Ascomycota; Dothideomycetes; Mycosphaerellales; Extremaceae
Exons: 3
Coding region: 1-444 (147 amino acids)
Biological process (GO): proton transmembrane transport; proton motive force-driven ATP synthesis
Molecular function (GO): proton transmembrane transporter activity
Source: RefSeq, a predicted model, not a curated record